This is a messenger RNA of Carlito syrichta (Philippine tarsier), 1469 nucleotides long. It is a transcript of the gene ISLR, whose product is annotated as immunoglobulin superfamily containing leucine rich repeat. The transcript has 2 exons. Bases 178 to 1467 code for a protein of 429 amino acids. The record is from RefSeq and is a predicted model, not a curated record. NCBI's taxonomy places the organism in Eukaryota, Metazoa, Chordata, Mammalia, Primates, Tarsiidae. Gene Ontology annotation, molecular function: protein binding.
GGUGGGCACCAGCCAGCAAAUCGAAGGGGGCGACCCAAGCUGCCCCUUCCACCAGCAUCCGAGUCCUCCCUCGGGUGCCCUUGGCCUGGCAAACUCUCGGGCUAACUCUGUUGCUUUCUGGUUCUUUCUUAGAAGAGGCCCUGCUGGACGAAGGCGGAGGAGUUUGACGGAGGCACAAUGCGGGGGCUGCAUCUGCUCUGCUGGGUGGCUCUCCUGGGCCUGGUGCAGGCCUGCCCAGAGCCCUGUGACUGUGGUGAGAAGUACAGCUUCCAGAUCGCCGACUGUGCCUACCGCGACCUGGUGGCCGUGCCUCCCGGCUUUCCAGCCAAUGUGACCACGCUGAGCCUCUCGGCCAACCGGCUGCCCGGCCUGCCCGGGGGCGCCUUCAGGGAGGUGCCCCUGCUGCAGUCGCUGUGGCUGGCGCACAACGAGAUCCGUACAGUGGCUGCGGGCGCCCUGGCCCCCCUAGGUCACCUCAAGAGUCUGGACCUCAGCCACAAUGUCAUCUCCGACUUUGCCUGGAGCGACCUGCACAACCUCAGCGCCCUCCAGCUGCUCAAGAUGGACAGCAAUGAGCUGAGCUUCGUGCCCCGCGACGCCUUCCACAGCCUGCACGCCCUGCGCUCCCUGCAGCUCAACCACAACCGCCUGCACGCGCUGGCCGAGGGCACCUUUGCCCCACUCACCGCGCUGUCUCACCUACAGAUCAAUGACAACCCCUUCGACUGCACCUGCGGCAUCGUGUGGCUCAAGACGUGGGCCCUGGCCACGGCUGUGUCCAUCCCGGAGCAGGAUAACAUCGCAUGCACGUCGCCACAUGUGCUCAAGGGCACACCACUGAGCCGCCUGCCCCCACUGCCCUGUUCGGCGCCCUCGGUGCAGCUCAGCUACCAGCCCAGCCAGGACGGUGCCGAGCUACGGCCUGGCUUUGUGCUGGCGCUGCACUGCGAUGUGGAUGGUCAGCCAGCCCCCAGGCUGCACUGGCACAUCCAGACUCCCGGUGGCACCGUGGAGAUCGCCAGCCCCAACGUGGGCACGGAUGGGCGGGCCCUGCCCAGUGCUCCUGCGGCCGGCGUUCGGCCGCGCUUCCAGGCCUUUGCCAAUGGCAGCCUGCUCAUCCCCGACUUUGGCAAGCUGGAGGAAGGCACCUACAGCUGCCUGGCCACCAAUGAGCUGGGCAGUGCUGAGAGCUCGGUGGACGUGGCUCUGGCCACCCCUGGCGAGGGCGGGGAGGACACACUCGGCCGUAGGUUCCACGGGAAAGUGGUGGAGGGCAAGGGCUGCUACACCGUUGACAACGAAGUGCAGCCAUCGGGGCCUGAGGACAACGUGGUCAUCAUCUACCUCAGCCGUGCCGGGAGCCCCGAGGCCACAGUUGCAGGGGAAGGGGUUGGUGGGCAGCGGCCGCCAGGCCUGCUUCUACUGGGCCAGUGCCUCCUCCUCUCCCUUUUCCUUGCCCCCUUCUAGCC